GAUACAUGUACAUCAGAAUCACGCACUACGACAAUAAAAUAAAAAUCGUUGCAUUACAGUAAAAUAGAGCUUUGCAGCCAUAGUGCAAAUGUUAAGAGCUAAAAAUUUUGAAGUAUUGAUUUCGGUGUGAUUUAGCCCUCAUGAAAAGAUAGGUGUUAUCAACCAUGGAUACACUGUCACCAGCUCAAGAUGACAGUUCAGGGGCCAAUCCAAGUAGUGUUAAGAGUGACGAUAGUAGUCCCCAACAUGAGAGCGGCAGAAGUUCGCCACCACCAAAGUGUGCAAUAUGCCUCGGAACAUGUCGCAACAAGUCAUUUACUGAUUCUUGUCUCCAUCAGUUUUGCUUCAAAUGCUUACUCACCUGGAGUAAAGUUAAAGCAGAGUGUCCCCUGUGUAAGCAAAAUUUCAGAUCAAUUAUUCACAAUGUCCGAUCAAACCAUCAGUAUGAGGAAUAUAUGGUGGAACAAAGGCAGACUGAUGAAAUCGCUGAUAGAAUCGAAAUCGACAAUAUCACAACAGCUACUAGAAGAUUUAGAUACAGGACGACGCUGACGCUGCCGCGGCGGGAGACGAUCGCCAUCCAGCAGCUGUUGCUGCACUACCCCAUGAUGGCGGACGUGUUCCCCCCGCCCGCGCACCGUCGCCGCUCCCCCGCCUCCUUCCGUCGUACCGUGUACCGCUACAACUUGUGGGCCAGACCACUGCCUGACUUUACUGGCAGGUUUAGAGACUGUUCGCCUGAAUUUUACAGGUACAAUGACUCUCAAAUGCAUCGGCUAGUACCGUGGCUGAAUAGGGAACUACAUUACUUGUUAAAUGAAAACAUUGGACACAUUUCCUAUGUCAUUGCACGAAUUUUAGAAUUACUCCCUCAGUACCACAUCAACUCGUCCGAGUUCAGAGAGACAUUGCAAAGAUAUUUCGGAGAUAGAACUGAACAUUUUCUCCACGAGUUAUACUGCUUCGCUUCCACGCCCUACGACAUGACCGGCUACGAUCGCAACGUACAAUACACCACGGACACGAGAGUGUCCACGAUGGUCAACGAGGUAAUAUCGAGCUCGGAGUCAGAGGCCAGCGCUGACUCCGACAUCGUCAUGAUCUCAAGUUCCGAGCCGGCCGACCCGCCGCCCGGCCCGUCCCGGGCGCCCGCACCGGCUCGCGUACCGGCCCCCGUCUACCCGCAGAACUAUAUUCCCGAGCCGACGGCCGACAACGUAAUUCCCAUCGAAACGAUAUCUCAGUCAGAUACAGACGACGACUCAUCGGAGGUCAUGGUGGUGGGGUACAUAAAGCCGCCCCAGGACCGAACGCCGGAGGUCGUCGACCUUCUGGGCUCGGACAGCGACGUGAUCGUCCAGGAAAACGCGCCCGCCGAGCCGCCGGGCGACACCACCGACGGUCGGCCCACACCGCUCGUGAAGCUCACGCUCAAGCGGCAGGUGCCGGACUCCGACAGCGACAGCGCCUACACGCCUUCGCCGUCGCCGCCGCGCCCGCGCCGCCGCCUCGGCUCCGCGCAUUCGGCCAGCACGGCCAGCACGGCCGACACGCGCCGCACCACGCCCUCCCGCGAAGGCCGCUCCUCCGUCACAUCCUACGCCUCCACUUCCUCUUCCCCCACCUCCUCGUCCUCCUCCACGAACCCCUCUAGCGACUCCGACUGUUCGAGGACCGAGAACAAAAGGAAGAAGUCUCGGAGGAGAAUCGGGUACACCGAGAGAAAUAGGAGGAAACAGAAAAAACUUUCUCAUCGCAGAACCAAAAAGUCUCCUACCACUCCGGCCGGGCGAGAGAAGCGAAGUAAACGUAAGUCCCACUCCGGAAAGGGCGUCAAGUCCACGAAGAAGUCAAGCGAGGCUGUUCCCGCCACGGCGUGCGAGGAGCCGCCGCUGCCGAAUCUAGACCAGCCCGGCACCAGUGGGACCUCUAGAAAUAAUAAACGUAAGUUAGAAAAUAAUGUUAAUCGUCGCAGAUUAAGCCGCGAGAGCAAAAGACUGAGGAGUGUUGUUAACGUAAUUAAUAGUCAAAAAAACUCUGGUGAGUCGAGUUGUAGUUCAAAAUGUAGUUCAACGAAUCGAAGUUAUAAUACAAACAAUUUUACGCUGGAGUCAGAGGCGAAACCGGACGAUACGGACCGGUCGACGGGCAGCAGCGUACGCGGAAUGGUCACGGACUACUCUGAUUCCGAGGACGAUCUGCCCCUAAAUCUUUCUAUAGCGAACGCAUUCUCUUCACUGUAAAUAUCUCAAAAACAUAAACAAACAUUGUGAUAAUUUUAUAUUAUUUAUGGAUUAACUUACUAUUUUAAUGAGCUGGAUCUCGAAAGGAUCGCUUAGUGUGUCAUGCAUCUGUACUGUUAAUUCAUUCGUUCAUUUUAAUAUUUGCUAAUAGAAUUAAAAUUUAAUGUAAUAUGUAAAAAUCAUUCAAUUAAAUUAUUUAUUUUAAUCCAACAUUUCUGAAAUAAAAAAUGAGACUCGGAACAGAUCCUAGCAUCAUAUCGCAUGCCAUGUUUGUAAAUAUUGUAAUAACUGCUGUUCUCUUAAUUUUUUUUUUGUAAGAUAUCUUUUCAUUAAUUUUCAUCCAAAGUCUAAUAUUGAUUUUCGAAAAUUGCUAAAGACAUUAAGCGUUUACUUAUUGACCUUAAUCGCUUGAUUGUAUCUAAUACGAUCAUUGUUGAAUAAAGUCUAAUUCGAAGUAAUUUUACUAAAUGUAUUAUAUUCGAUCAACUGGCAAAUCACAAGCUAUAUGUACAAAAUUAUUCAAAAUACAAUGUCGUUUUAUAUCACCUUUAUUUUAGGAUAAUGUUAGAUUUUGUUUGAAAUACGGGUAUUUUUUAUCGAAUUUGAAGAUUCCAUUAUGAUUUACAAUGAGUUGAUAUAUAGCGAGAUGUUAAAUUAAACCUGAGAUACUUAAUUGUCAUAAAGGAAUACGAAUGUACCAACAGGACGUUGAGAAUGUAAAUACGACUACGUUCAGUACGUCUGAUGAGGUUUCAUUAUUUUCAUAGAAAAACUAAAACCGUAAUUCAUUUGUACAAAGUAAAUCAGAAGUGCUGAACUGUGUCGAAAUAAAAGUUAAUGUACUC
Molecule: messenger RNA, 3088 nt
Organism: Vanessa atalanta (red admiral)
Lineage: Eukaryota; Metazoa; Arthropoda; Insecta; Lepidoptera; Nymphalidae
Gene: Topors
Product: E3 ubiquitin-protein ligase Topors
Exons: 5
Coding region: 165-2243 (692 amino acids)
Biological process (GO): protein polyubiquitination; protein monoubiquitination
Molecular function (GO): metal ion binding; ubiquitin protein ligase activity
Source: RefSeq, a predicted model, not a curated record